Bombyx mandarina (wild silkworm) is the source of this 1054-nucleotide messenger RNA. RefSeq lists its product as uncharacterized. NCBI's taxonomy places the organism in Eukaryota, Metazoa, Arthropoda, Insecta, Lepidoptera, Bombycidae. Gene Ontology annotation, molecular function: serine hydrolase activity. The record is from RefSeq and is a predicted model, not a curated record.
AUCAACUUGCACGAUGAAUAUAAGAUAACAUACAUUCUCCGUGAAGCCAGUAGUACUCUUUUCGCUUUUUCAUCAAAAUGAGCUGUUUUCAAGGCCGAACAAACUUAUUCAUCACACAUUUAGGAAAGCUUCAACUUUAUUUGAAAAAUAUGUCCAAAAUCACUUCAGUUCAGUUGGGAAACUUUGCGUUAAUACAACCAUUAAGCCGACGUGUUCAUAUACAAACAAUAAAUAAAAACAUGCAAUACAUAAGCAAUGAUGACAGAAACAUUAAAGUAGAUUCUAAAACCAUGAAAGCAAACAAUUUGACUAAUAGGCCCCUCUGUAUAAUCCUGAGUUGGAUGCUAGCAAAGCCCAAACACGUACUACAGUACGCAAAUAUUUACUUACAGCAAGACUUCGACGUGUUGUCUGUGUCAUGCUCGCCGAUGCAGUUCAUGUUGCCAGUCAAAGGGGCAAAGUUAAUAGCCGCAGACCUAAUGAACUUUUUAGAAAACAACCAAGCCUACGGCCCGCUUGUCAUACAUGGAUUCUCUGUAGGCACUUACGUCUGGGCUGAGUUACUAGUUAAAUCUUUGGAAAAUAUAAAAAGAUAUAAGCCAGUACUUGAUCAUGUCACUUCUCAAAUUUGGGAUUCGACGACCUACGUAUAUGAAUUACAUCUCGGACUUCCUUACGCUGUGUUCCCUAAUAAUAAAAUUCUCCGGAAAGCAUUUACAGCGUAUUGUGUUUUUCAUUUGAAAUUAUUCCAUAACACUGGGACGAAACAUUACUUACGGGCGACGGACGUUUACCGCAACACACCUUGUCGAGCUCCCGGCCUGUUUCUCUGUUCUAUGACGGAUCCCAUCGCAGCUGCCAAACGAAUUAAACAAACCCACGACACUUGGAAAUCUCUGGGUAUCGAGGUUAACUGGAAAUGUUGGGACGAGUCACCGCAUGUAAAGCAUUUGAUUUACAAUCGAGAAGAGUAUCUUGCAGCGAUCUAUUCACAUCUGCAGCAAUCCGGGAUAAUGACUUCUGUUAGAUAAAUAGAAAACUCAUGACCACAAUU